GCCGCGCGCGCCUCCCGCCGCGCGCCUUCCGAACAAGGCAGCAGCUCGCUCCGAGCAAGCUUGGCGGGUUUUGAGGGGGAGAGGGUUGGAAGGUCGCCUCUUUCUCCCCGCCCUUUCCCCAGGUAUGCCGAUAGUGCGCAUGCCCCGCGCUGGCUUGGGUGCGGUGGGUGUCCGCCCUCUCGCUCUGUCUGCGGGGAGGUGGAGCUGGAGAAACAGGUGUAAUUCUUGAGGAGGGAGACACAACAGGUUAGAGCUCAUCGGAGGAGCGGAGAUUUGAAAAUCUUAGUUAAUCACUCCAGAGUUUCCACUAUGUCAUCCAGACCAUUUGAAAGUCCUCCGCCUUAUCGACCUGAUGAAUUCAAACCUUCGCAUUAUGCUCCAAGCAAUAAUACAUAUGGUGGUGAAUUCCAUUCUCAGCCAAUGUUCUCUCAGCCUGCAUAUUCCUACUAUCCAGAAGAUGAAGUUCAACACUUCUACAAAUGGUCCUCCCCUCCAGGAAUAAUCAAGAUCAUGUCAGUUCUCAUAAUAGUGAUGUGCAUUGGCAUUUUUGCUUGUGUUGCAUCCACAUUGUCUUGGGACAUGGAGGCAUAUGGCGGUACUCUGGGAGGUGGUCUGGGAUACCCUUCCUAUGGAGGAACAGGUUUUGGAGGCAGCUAUGGUUACGGCUAUGGUAGCUUUGGAAGUGCUUAUGGCUAUGGAGGUGCCUAUGGCCUUGGAGGAAAUUAUAUUGACCCACGAGCAGCAAAAGGCUUCAUACUGGCAAUGGCAGCUUUUUGCUUUAUUGCUGGAUUGGUGGUUUUUGUAACGAACGUUACCAAGACUGGUAUGUCCAGGACAAGGAGGUAUUACCUCCUUCUAAUCAUAGGAAGUGCUAUCUUUCUCUUCUUUGUGUUCAUUGCGACCAUAGUAUAUGUACUGGCAGUAAACCCAAUGGCACAAGCUUCUGGAUCGAUGUUUUACAAUCAGAUUAAUGUGUUGUGCAGCCCAUAUUACUCAGCUACAAACACUGGAAUCCUCUGGAAUCAGUACUUAUAUCACUACUGUGUGGUGGAACCUCAGGAGGCUAUUGCCAUUGUAUUGGGCUUCCUUCUUGUUGCAGCUUUUGCCAUAAUAAUAUUUUUUGCGGUAAAGACCCGAAGUAAAAUGAAUCGCUACGGUAAAGUGAAUAUCCUGUGGGACAAUAUAAAAGCUUAUGAAGAGGCUCCCAAUGUAGAAGAGUGGGUGAAGACUGUAAAUGCGGAGCCAGUAGCACCUACACAAGUAGCUGACUAUCCAGAUCGAGUUGCCAGCUCUAUGGGUUACUCGGUUUCUGAUGCUCCUGCACAUCAGAUCCAUAAUGAGAAUAGCUACAGAGCUACUCCGAUACCUGAAGUUACUGUUCCCAUACCAAAGGACCUAAAGCAAUCUCAAUAUGCCAAUGCUAGCAGUUACAAUGGGUCAGCUAAAGAGCCAACACAAAAAAGAAGAGCAGGAAGAGGGAAGAGAGCAAACACUGACCACUAUGAUGCAGAUUAUACCACUGGAGGGGAGUCUUGUGAUGAACUGGAGGAGGACUGGGACAGAGAAUAUCCACCUGUAUCAUCAGAUCAGCAAAGGCAAACAUACAAGCGAGAUUUUGAUGUAGGUUUACAAGAAUACAAGCGGUUGCAAGCAGAGCUUGAUGAAAUCAGCAAAGAACUUUCUCGUCUUGAUAAAGAAUUAGAUGACUACAUUGAAGACAGUGAGGAAUAUAAGGCUGCUGCUGAAGAAUAUAACAGGCUGAAGGACAUAAAAGCAUCAGCAGACUAUAAGAACCGAAAAGCACACUGCAAGGUGCUCAAGAGUAAACUUUCACACAUCAAGAGAAUGGUCAGUGAUUAUGAUAGUCGGAAAUCAUAACAAGAAGAAAAUCAGUCUGCUUGCUUAAAUGUUAAUUUUCAUAAAUAUGGGAUGUGAUUGUGUUGGACCACAGACAAUGACAAGGAGAAAGAACCUUUGUUCAUUUUACUUCACCAUUAUAACAUUUGUGCCAUGUUUACUACGAAGUAUGAAAUUGGGCACUCAGUAUAUGGGGUCUGUUACAGUUUCACUGAGUCAAUGGAUUUUGUCAUUCAUUAUGUAAGGUUUGCCUUUUUAAUAUGUAGUGGGCAUGUUCCUGUCCUUUUUGUCUGUGAUGACUCAUGCUCCACUUCCCUCAGUGUGUCGCAUCUUAUUUUUAAAAGCAGUUAAUAAAUACUAUGUACCUUCUGCCCCCAAAAUAAUUCAGUUCUUUUUUAAAGAUUUAUUGCUAUGUUGCAUCUUUCCAAAUACCAUUCAUAAUGUGGGCUGGGUGCUUUAUCUGAAAGGUACAUUUAUUCAUUCUCAUGUUUUCAAAACAUAGCAACCAAUUUUCUUCUAAUUAAACCACUUGUGUCAGAAUAAUAGGAAUCAUGUUUUCAGAUGCAGCCAAUGGUGAUACUAUACUGAAUGAUCAACAAUGACAAUGUGAAACUAAAUGUAAAUAUAUCCUUUUUUAAAAUACCAGUUUGUAUUUUAGAUAGUCUUUUUAUUGUACAAAUGUACCUUUAAGUAACAAUGUUUGACUUGAAUGUCUUAUAUGGAUUGAAUUUGAGUUGUAUCUGAGUGUGUAGAAAUGAACAACUACACUUAGCUUGAUUCUUCUUAGUUGCCAAAGUCUUGACCACUCUAUAGUAAAACAGAUUUGCCAUGGCCAAAGAAGAAUGAAAACCAAAGUGGAGAUUAAUAUUUUUAGAAAAACAUGAAUGCUCCUUUUUAAAUGUUAUGAUGAUUAACAAAAGCACACAGACUCGUAUGAAAGCCCAGUGAAAGUCCAGAAGUUGGGUGUAUUUACUGAGAUCCAGUGCUGUCUUAGGCUGAUCCUUAGCACACUCAGCUCAAGUUCCAGUACUAAUGCAGUAGUCAUCAGUUCUCUUAGGCUGCAUGUUACCCCUUUUUCCCAAAGUGAAAGAACUCUUCAAGCUGGCUUUUUCUAUCAAGCCAUCGUUUAUGUUAAGUGACUGGUUAGCCACCCAGAUGGGCGACUAAGAAGUUCAAUAAAUAUAUAAAUAAAUAAAAUUAACCACAGCUUGUCAGUUCAGACAACAUGACAAGCUGUGAUUAAGCGAAACUGGAAACAGUAGCUUCCCAACUCUACCUCACAGCUGUGCUGGGUGAUGUUGGGGGAAGCAAGUGAACCAAAGUCUGGCUGUGUAAGUUCUCAUUACGCUAAACUACAUAAUAGGCAACUAUGGUGCCAUGAGAUUAGACAACAAUCAAUAUUGGCAUAUUAAGGCUAAAGUUUAAAAAUCUGAUUUCAUUAAGCAUCAUACACAAUUUCAAUUAUUUUGAUAUAUCAAUACAUAUAGUAGGCCAACCAAAAUGUCAUAAAAUCGUUUUCUUUUUUGUGACGCGGGUUGGCUUAAUAAAGGUAUUGCUCUAAUACGGAUUUUGAAUGUUUUUAAUGGGCACACAUGGCUACCUUUACUUUGAUAUAAUUAUUUUAACUCAGUUUUAAAUAGUUGUAUUGUCAUGAACAGUGCAAUUCUAAGCAUGUCUACUAAUGGAAUACACAUGGUCUCUAAUCUGAAUACAUUCCAUGAUCUUAACUAAAAGCAAAGGUGUUUUUGGUUAGAAAAAGCCACAGUUGCAGUCAACCAAUCUGACUCUGGCUGUGUUGUAGUUGUGCAGCCCUGUGGAUUCAAGCAAGGCUUUUGGUGUAUAGCAGUUGAAAAUGUCUGGCAGAAAGCACCCCAAAAUACAUACAAGAUUCUCUAGAUAAUGGACAAUGCUUGUAAAGAUUUUAAGAGACUCAAAGAAAAAUCAGCUUCCUUGAGUUUGGCAAAAGAAUGGAAGUUGUGCUUUUAACGUGUCUUAGCUGGAACAUAAUAACUGUACAUAAAGGCUGAUUUUAUUUUAUUUUUAUAAUAUGGCAUCAAUAAAAUUAUUACAACUCUUG
Rhineura floridana is the source of this 3934-nucleotide messenger RNA. RefSeq names its product occludin (gene OCLN). Gene Ontology annotation, cellular component: bicellular tight junction; cytoplasmic vesicle; apical plasma membrane. Gene Ontology annotation, biological process: bicellular tight junction assembly. Lineage: Eukaryota; Metazoa; Chordata; Lepidosauria; Squamata; Rhineuridae. The transcript is spliced from 9 exons. The record is from RefSeq and is a predicted model, not a curated record. The coding region runs from base 310 to 1878 and encodes 522 amino acids.